AUGCUUUUUCACUCGUUGAUCACCGCCGCCGUCGCUUUUGCCGGCCUGGCCCUGGCUACCUUGCCUGCUAUCGAGAUUGUUGGCAACAAGUUCUACUUCUCCAACAAUGGUUCCCAGUUCUUGAUGAGAGGUAUUGCCUACCAGCAGAACCCAACCAACACCUCCUCUACCGAGAAGUACGUCGACCCUUUGGCCGACAUCGACACCUGUAAAAGAGACAUUCCUUACAUGCAGCAGUUGAACACCAACAUCAUCAGAGUGUACGCUUUGGACGCCGAGAAGGACCACACAGAAUGUAUGAAGAUGUUGGACGACGCCGGAAUCUACGUCGUGGCCGAUUUGUCCGAGCCUGAGACCUCUAUCGACAGAUCCAACCCUGCUUGGAACACCGAGUUGUUGGCCAGAUACACCUCUGUGGUUGACAAGUUCGCCAACUACACCAACAUUUUGGGUUUCUUUGCCGGUAACGAAGUCACCAACGAGGCCUCCAACACCAACGCUUCCGCUUACGUCAAGGCUGCCGUCCGUGACACCAAGGCUUACAUUAAGGAGAAGGGCUACAGAAGCAUUCCUGUCGGUUACUCUGCCAACGACGACAUGGCCAUCAGAGUCGAGCUUGCCGACUACUUUGCUUGUGGUGAUGACGAGGACAGAGCCGACUUUUUCGGUAUUAACAUGUACGAGUGGUGCGGUACUUCUACUUUCGAGAAGUCCGGUUACCAGAACGUUACCAACGCUUACAAGAACUUGGGUAUCCCUCUUUUCUUCUCUGAAUACGGCUGUAACGAGGUUCGCCCUAGAAAGUUCCAGGAAGUUGGCACCAUCUACUCCGACAAGAUGACCGACGUUUGGUCUGGUGGUAUUGUCUACAUGUACUUCGAGGAGGAGAACAACUACGGUCUUGUCUCUGUUUCUGGCUCAUCUGUGUCUACCUUGAGCGACUUCAACAACUACAAGUCCGAGAUUCAGUCGAUUUCUCCUUCCUACGCUUCCAUCAACACUGCUGACUCCACUUCUGCUGCUUCCGUCACCUCUUGUCCUUCCGUGGGUGCUAUCUGGCAGGCUGCUACCGCCUUGCCUCCUACCCCAGAUGCUGAGGUUUGUGAGUGUAUGGAGAAGUCCUUGACUUGUGUUGUUAAGUCCGAUGUGGACAGUGACGACUACGCCGACCUUUUCAACUACAUCUGCUCCCGUUCUGGCUUCGACUGUUCUGGUAUCAGUGGUAACGCUACCGCCGGUGAGUACGGUGCUUACUCUGCCUGUGACGCCAAGCAGAAGUUGAACUUCCUCCUUGACUUGUACUACAAGGAGAACGGCUCCAAGGCCUCCAACUGUGACUUCAGUGGCUCUGCCACUACCCAGUCUGCCACCACCGCCUCUUCCUGCUCUGGCAUCAUUUCCAGCGCUGGCUCUUCUGGUCUUGGUACUGUGACUGGUAACAUUCUUGCUGCUGCUUCUGGUGCUCAGAGUGCUACUUCUGGCUCUUCUGGCUCUGGUUCUGGUUCUGGCUCCGGUUCCUCUUCCGGCUCCACCUCUUCCAGCACUUCUAGUUCUUCUUCUGGUGCUGGCAGCAGUAUUCACGGCUCCUCUCUCGCCAACACUGCCGUUUUGACGAUUGUUUCCGCUUUCUUCAUCACCGUCGGCUUCAUCUUGGCUUAA
Molecule: messenger RNA, 1659 nt
Organism: Candidozyma pseudohaemuli
Lineage: Eukaryota; Fungi; Ascomycota; Pichiomycetes; Serinales; Metschnikowiaceae
Gene: PHR2
Product: 1,3-beta-glucanosyltransferase
Exons: 1
Coding region: 1-1659 (552 amino acids)
Biological process (GO): fungal-type cell wall (1->3)-beta-D-glucan biosynthetic process
Cellular component (GO): fungal-type cell wall; cytoplasm
Molecular function (GO): 1,3-beta-glucanosyltransferase activity
Source: RefSeq, a predicted model, not a curated record